Messenger RNA from Cylindrotheca closterium, 729 nucleotides. The record is from the annotation of a GenBank genome assembly. NCBI's taxonomy places the organism in Eukaryota, Bacillariophyta, Bacillariophyceae, Bacillariales, Bacillariaceae.
AUGAACUGGUCCAUGUUUGAACAAAUGCUAAAGAAAGCGUAUGCAGCAUGCGACAAACAUGAGGGAAGAGAAGCCCAUUCAGACGCAAUGAAACUGCGUAGCCUACAAAGCAAGGUUACAGCACCAUUUCUACAACUGAACAAGACGGCAAUUGAUACGGAAAUUGGCAAAAGACCGAUGUUGAUGACUUUCACGACGGCAUUACGAAUCUACCGAACUGCAGUGAGAGAAAAGUUUCCCCAGGGAACCAGCAAUGCAACCGAUAGGGGACGAUACUUGGGCGAAACUAGGGCUGACAACGAUCGCGACAGAAGCAGAAGCCGAAACGAUGGAGGAGGCAACAAACGUCGCGACGAAGAAGAAAUUACUCUGAGUAAUGGAGAGAAGAUCUGGUACCAUCCUAGCUACCGUUUCUCUCGGACACACCUACAAGCGUUUACCAACAAACAACGUGAACGCAUGGCGAAGGAAAGAGCCGCAUACAGAGAAAGUCAAGGAUUGCCAGCAAGAAGAGCAACAAGACAAGCCGCACAAACGCAACAAGUGGAAACGCAGCUGGCGGAAUUGCGAGCUGAAGUAGCAUCGAUUAGAUCCAACAACGUACCUGCUACAGUUCCAGCCAAAGCAGCCACGCAGAUAUCACAAGUGACUAUGGGAACGACUGGAACUACAGCAAUGGGCGGACGCAACCAACAGGCAAACAACCAACAGGCAAGCGGUAGGACCUGA